AUGAUUCAGCGAGUGCACUUGGCUUCCGACUAUAAGGCUUUAGUAACAAGCAAGGAGAUGCCGUUUAUAGACGAAGACGGCUUGAUGCGCGUGGGUGGGCGACUUGAAAAUUCGUCAUUGAAUUUUGAAUCAAAGCAUCCAAUCAUAUUGCCAAAAGGGCAUGAAUUAACCGAAGCCUUGAUUGAUCAUUUUCGUCGGAAAAUGUUGCAUGGUGGACCACAAGCCGUUUUAGCGUCGAUUCGUCUCCAGUACUGGCCAAUAGGUGGAAGGAAGGCUGUAGCUAAGGUGAUCAACAAGUGCAUACGAUGCUUUCGAGUUAAGCCAAAAACAGCAGAACAUCUUAUGGGCAACUUGCCGGCCGAUCGGAUGCAGGCAAACCGAGCAUUCUUAGUAACUGGCAUGGAUUUUUGUGGCCCGUUUUUGUAUCGAUCUGAAGUACGCAAUAAACCUGCUAUUAAAUGCUACAUCUGCCUGUUUGUUUGUUUUAGCACAAAGGCUGUGCACCUCGAGUUGGUUAGUGAUUUGUCAACACCAUCGUUUAUAGCCGCACUCAAGCGCUUUAUAUGUACGCGUGGUAAACCUAAAACGCUUUGGUCUGAUAACGCUAUAAACUUCGUUGGUGCGAAAAAUGAAUUGGCAGAGCUAAAGCGACUAUUUUCCAACGAUCAAAAUUGCCAAGCAAUUCAUCAGCAGUGCCUCGACGAUGAAAAUCCUGAAGACCUCGACGUACUAACUCCGGCCCACUUUCUGAUCGGGUCCGCAUUCACCGCGUUGAUUGAGCCAGACGUUUCAGUGCUUAAUAUUAACCGCUUGGACAGGUGGCAGCGGGUCUGCUAUAUGCAGCAAAUCUUCUGGAAAAAUUGGUCUGCUGAGUAUCUCACGCUUCUGCAGCAACGUAGCAAAUGGCGCUCCCGAAAGCCGGACAUUGAAAUCGGAACCAUGGUGCUUGUUAAGGAUGAGAAUUUGCCUCCGCUGAAGUGGCCGCUGGCCAGAGUUAUUGAAAACAUCAAGGGCAACGAUGAAGUUGCGCGAGUGGAUGUUCUUCGCACCGCUAGUGGCACUACCAGGCGCGCUAUCAACAAGUUGUGUGUCCUGCCCAUGGACCCUGAUGUAGUUGAAAGCCUACCGCUUCCAACGGAGGGAGGAUGUUUGGAGAAGCACCAAAAUUCUUAA
Molecule: messenger RNA, 1173 nt
Organism: Rhagoletis zephyria (snowberry fruit fly)
Lineage: Eukaryota; Metazoa; Arthropoda; Insecta; Diptera; Tephritidae
Molecular function (GO): nucleic acid binding
Source: RefSeq, a predicted model, not a curated record